Messenger RNA from Pieris rapae (cabbage white), 1181 nucleotides. RefSeq lists its product as uncharacterized. The transcript has a single exon. NCBI's taxonomy places the organism in Eukaryota, Metazoa, Arthropoda, Insecta, Lepidoptera, Pieridae. The coding region runs from base 18 to 1181 and encodes 387 amino acids. The record is from RefSeq and is a predicted model, not a curated record.
UUUUGUUAAUUACUAAAAUGAAUGAACCAGAGGACCCAGGUGGAACCCUGAAACGACCCAAAAUUGCUCGUAAAAGAGGCGCGAAGGAAUGUGGACCUGAAAUAGGCGGCGGUGAGGAUGACUUUAUUCCGUUUUUUAAGCCAGGUUAUCUGAGACUUUAUCCUGAACAUUGUACUAAUACCGACUUCAAAGUUUUUGUUGAAAGCCAGGACCAACAGGUUAAACUUGGAAAUAAAAGCCCAGUUUACUUAAAUAAUAUUUUUACUUCGGAGGUGAAAGGUGUGGUAGUGUUACAUAGAGUAAAUGCCAACAAAAUUGCGGUUGUUUUUAAACAAUACAACACUGCAAAUAAUUUCAUCACAAAUACGGACUUUUUAACAAAGCACAACUUAAAGGCACAUAUUCCAGCAGCGCAGAUAGAAAAAACUAGAAUCAUUCUAUAUGUGCCUAUCAGCAUUUCGAACAAGGAAUUGUAUACGAAACUGUCUUCGAUUUAUGAAAUUAUUUCAGUGAGAAGAUUUACGAAGAAGGUCGGUCAAAGUACUGUAGGUCUCGAGACUGUCAGUAUAACUUUCUUGUCAAAUGUUCUGCCCGACAGCAUCCAAUAUGAUCUAUUUUCGUUCAGGGUGUUUGAAUAUGUCCCGCCCUUGCAGCAAUGCUUCCGGUGCUUCAAGUUCAACCAUCCUGCAAAAAUUUGUAAUGGUAAACAACGAUGCUCGAUAUGUGCUGGGGAGCAUAAUUUCAGAGAUUGUGAUAAAAAAGAGAACUUAUGUUGUGUUAAUUGCAGUGGCCCUCACUUGGCCAUAUCCAAAUCUUGCCCAAUAAAAAUGAAAAAAAUACUUGAAAAAAAGGGUAACAUUACUUAUGCCUCUGUGGCUAAUACAAUUACAUCAACUGAUUUUCCGUCUUUACCUGCACAGUCGAGCAACGUUGUUAAGACUCUACCAUCAAUAAGCCAAAAUGUACAUAAAUAUAAAAAUAAAAAAAUUGUAAGUAAUGUAAAUAAAACAAUGCCUGAACCCGACUUGAAUCAAGCACAACUCAAGUCUGAAAUUGUAAAUAAUAAGAAUAUUCUGAUGGCGAUGGUUCAAACAUUAGUUGAAUUGGGUAAUAAAUCAGACAAUGAGCCCAUGACUACUCUGGUUAUUAAAGACUUACUUUUAAAAAAUCUGUCACAUUAA